GUUGUUUGAGAUUACGCGACCUAAAAGGAAGCAUUUGUAGCGUUAAUUGUAAGAGAUUUGGAAGUUGAGUAACGAAAGAAGUUGACACGUGAAGUCUCAGGUUGUCUAAGCAGAAUUAAUCGGAAAUUCUCGUUAAGCGAAUGUUUAAUUAAAUUAUUUGUGUCGUAUCAAAUAGCAAAAAAGAACUCAUUAUCCCUUGAAACCGCAACAGGUUGAGUACAAAGCUGCACAUGAGAUAUUCGAUAGUCAUUAACGUUGGCGCUUUGUUAGUAUCGACACAUUUGUGCACUACUAACAAAUAGGCAUCGAUUUUCUUACUCAUUUUAAUUCCUUUUCCGAUAUAUCAACAAUUUAUUUGUCUCAUUGUCGCUGUUAACUUAAAAGAGGCUAGUUCGAGUAGAUUUUUGUUUAUUUUGAUAUUCGCGGAUAAAUAUUAAGCAAUGGAGAAUGAAAAUAAACGACGAUCUGGUUCUUACGAACCAAACAAAGGCACUCAAGGUUCAAGUGAUGAAGCAACAAAAAAGCUUUCUUUGUCUGAAGGGUCGAUUGUUGAUAAAGACUCAACUUCCGAAACUGGAACGUUAAAGAAACCCAGAAAGUUCAAACCAAAAAAAUUUAUUGCAAAGCGAUUAAAUCUUAAAAAGAAAGACAAAGAUAAUGAAGAAUCGGAUGUGAAGACUCCAGAAAGUGCUCAAUCAGAACAAGAUUUGUCGUCAUCAUCAAAGAAAUCUUCACUUACUUCAAAGCUUAGUCCAAAACUGCAACGUUUCAAUUUCGUGAAAAGAUUUUCUGGUAAGAAAACUUAUAAAGUGAGUCCAAGUGCUGACGAUGGAGUCGAUGAAACUGAAUCGAACUUGAAACAAUAUAAAAGCUUAUCUAUGAGCGAUUCUAGCACACUUGAAGAUGUAAAAAAGCUUGAAAUAAAUGAUGAUGAUAGCAACAGCGAACCAUCGACCGAAAUAAUCGAUUUUGAAGGGCCGGAGAAGGAAUCAGGUCAAUUUAUAUCGGAAAUUGACAUUCCCAUUGGGAGAAGCGCAUCAAGUUUGACAAAGGAAGCUGUUACAUUGGAAAGUAAGAAAGUGGAGUUGAAGAUUACGAUAUCAGGCAAGAAGGUCGAGAGGCGUGCUUCACCUCAAUCGAAUGCAUCCGAUGAAGCCUUCAAUAAGGCUUCACAACAAACACAAAUAACAAGUGAACCACUGCAAAAGCAAGCAGAUAUCAAGUUACCUGUGACGACAAGUGAUCAAGCUCGAACGACUCUGAGUCGGGAAUUGUUUUUCAAUUCAUUCCAACCUUCAAGCAACACUGGACAUGUGGAACAAAAUAAUAAGCCAAUUAAAAACGAUCCAACAUUUGCUUUAGUAGUUAAGGAAGGACUUUCGUCAGUCAAAUCCACACCAGCGGAGAAUUCGAAUGAAGUGGAAAAAUAUCAACUCAUUACAUCCUCAUUAAACACAAUCAUUUCUGAAGCAAAGAAACUUGAAGAUUUAAGCGUUGAUCAAUCUUAUGAUAAAAGUGGAUUAAAAUUUCCACCAAAUUUUCCACAGUUGAAAAUUCAAGAAAAUAAUUCGAAAGUGGAAACUGUGAAUGAUAAAACAGAAAAUAAAAAUUUGAGUGAUGAAGAAGUUGAUGAAAAUAUGAAAAAGCAAGGACAGAAAACGAAAAUUCCGAUUGACAUUCGGAGACUUUCUGGAAGUUUGACAGAAGUCAAUGGCAGCCAUAACGGAUUGACAGCAACUGUUCACACACAAGAAGCUCACCAGCCUUAUCACUUGCAUCUUUCAUCAUCUUCAGUAGAAGAAUCCAACAAACAAACACCAUUGAAUGCUGACGAGAUCAGAUUUGAAGUUGGAACUUCCGUGAGACCACUUCGAACAUCACCAGCUUCGUCAUCAGUUGUUUCAGGUCCUUCAGCAUUGUCAGAUAAUCCUAUAUGUGAAAUAAACUCUCCAGAUUCAAGUUUAGAAGUCUUCCAUAGUCCAAAAAGUGAAAAAAUUUCUGAACCUUUACGUCGUCGCAUUGCGUAUGUUCCACAACUGUCAACUUAUACCCCCGAAGAACAAGAAUUACUCAAAAGCAACCUUAAAGUGAAUGCUUCGGAUUCUAUUGAUUUAAAUUCCUUUCAACAAGACUCAUCCAUGUUUCCUGUGUUUGACGAUUCUGUGGAAAGCACGAUGACGUCGUCUCCGGAAAAACGUGAACAUCUUUAUAAGAUUCUUGUUAUUGGUGAACUUGGUACUGGAAAGACAUCAUUUAUUAAACGUUACGUGCAUCGAUUCUUUAGUCAAAAUUAUCGAGCGACAAUCGGAGUUGAUUUUGCUUUGAAGGUUCUCAAUUGGGAUCAAUCGACAAUCAUUCGUCUUCAGUUAUGGGACAUCGCGGGACAAGAACGCUUCGGAAAUAUGACUCGAGUUUAUUAUAAAGAAGCCGUUGGAGCUUUCAUUGUCUUUGAUGUGACGAGGUCAGCGACAUUCGAUGCCGUUAUUAAAUGGAAACAAGAUCUUGAUUCAAAAGUUCAACUGCCUGAUGGAAGCCCCAUACCUUGUAUUUUGUUAGCGAACAAGUGUGAUCAAGAAAAACAAGGACUUGUAACGAUGCCUGCAAAGAUGGAUGACUAUUGUAAACAGAAUGGGUUUGCUGGUUGGUUUGAAACUUCUGCGAAAGAUAAUGUUAAUAUAGAAGAAUCUACUAAAGCGUUAGUUAGCAAGAUACUUGUCAACGAUAAGCUCAUACAUAAUGAUAUCCUAGACGCUGACCGCAUAAAUAUUAACGCAGAAGAUGAAAACCUUGAAAAAAAGAAGUUUUGCUCGUGCUGACCCAUUUUCGGAUCGCUUUUCCAUUCUUCUUGUUCUGUUGAAAUUGAACAUAAAAUAUUUUCACUAACAAUUUUCAUUUAAUUUUUAAACGAAACUUUAAUAAAGGCUACAAGUUUAUGAGAUGAUAACUGGAAUGUCCAAAGAAUAUUAAAUACAGCUUUUAUUGUCUCAUGAUUUCAUAAUUUGAGUAAUUGUAAACUUUUAUCACGUGAUUUAUUUUAUUUUCUUUUCUUUUCUCUAAUACCUACAUCAGUUUUAAAAAUAAAUAAGAAAAAAAAGUAAAGAGAAUUCAUGAAUGAGAAAAUCCUAAC
Molecule: messenger RNA, 3127 nt
Organism: Clunio marinus
Lineage: Eukaryota; Metazoa; Arthropoda; Insecta; Diptera; Chironomidae
Source: the annotation of a GenBank genome assembly